Messenger RNA from Labeo rohita (rohu), 3826 nucleotides. Its product is annotated as GTPase IMAP family member 8. The coding region runs from base 493 to 3459 and encodes 988 amino acids. NCBI's taxonomy places the organism in Eukaryota, Metazoa, Chordata, Actinopteri, Cypriniformes, Cyprinidae. The transcript has 4 exons. Gene Ontology annotation, molecular function: GTP binding. The record is from RefSeq and is a predicted model, not a curated record.
AUAUUCUCUGAAACAAUCAAAAAGUAGCAAAACUGUAACAGUGAUAACAAAGAUGAAAGUACAGUUUGAUUAGUAAAUUCAUGAUGUCAUGAUAUCCUGACGGUAUCAAUAAUAAAUGCAAUAGUGAUGUUACAAUAUCUUACAUAUUUCCCUUUUAACUUCCUAUUUAAGUAUUAAAGGGCAAUAGAAAAACCUCGGUGAGGGUUCUGAUUAAACACAAAAUAACCACAACUUCAAAAGUAUAUGGCUUUGUCCUAUAUGAGGGAGUGGCAUUUUGGUAUUUCACUGGUUUAUUACAGUAUAAACUUUGGACCCAUGGAACAGGUUGACAUUACACAUUCCAAAACACACCUAACGUUGAUUCACUCAGUGUUGUCUAUUUCCAAUGGAAACAUAACUAAAAUAAUCCUCUAUGAAAACAAUUAUAGGAAUUUUUAACCUCCUAUGCAAGCCAAUGUUUUUGUAUUUUGAUAACUGGAAUAAAAAACGUGCAUGACCAUAAUGGCCUUAAAAGGAACUUUUCAGAACCAAGCAAAUGUGCAGCAUCUGUUCGAGCUUCGGAUCAUUCUUCUUGGAGGUCGAAAUUCUGGAAAGACCCUAGUGGGAAAUGCUAUCUUAAACCAAGAGGAAUUCAUCCUCCAUGAACGGACCACAUGCCUGAAAAGAAAAGCUGAGGUACAAGGGAGAAGUGUGACGGUGGUGGAUACCCCAGGUUGGUGGUGUGACUUCUCAGCACAAGACACACCAGAGCUGAUCAGGAGGGAAAUCAGACACAGCAUCUCCAUGUCUCACCCAGGGCCUCAUGUCUUUCUUCUUGUGGUGAAAACAGACUCUGUGUUCAUAGAAAAGCGGAGAAGAGCUGUAGAAGAACAUCUUGAACUCCUUGGUGAGGCGGUUUGGAGUCACACUAUGGUGUUGUUCACAAAGGGCAAAAAUGCAGGAAAUAAAUCAUUUGAGGAUCAUGUUCAGAUCUCAGGUAAACCCCUCAAGUGGCUCUUGGAGAAGUGCAAUGGCAGAUUUCACUUUCUUGAUACCCAGGAAACAUGCAAUGCCACCCCAGUAAUGGAACUGAUGGGGAAAAUUGACAAAAUUGUGGCAGAAAACGAACAACACCAUUUCGAAAUGGACGUAAAGAUUUUACAGGAGAUAGAGGACAGAAAAAGGGAAGUGGAGCUUAAGGCUCAUCAGAGACUCGUGAAGAUACACAAACAGAGAUCUACUUUGAAGGUCCACUCAUCUCAUCAACAAAACAUAAGACUCAUCUUGCUGGGAGCAAAGGGCUCAGGGAAGAGCUCAACAGGAAACAGCAUUCUAGCAGCAGGAAGUGACCUAAGCUUUGCAUCCAAGAAGCGGACCACCCAAUGCAUCAAGGAAACAUUCACAGUGGCAGGAAGACAGGUAACAGUUGUAGACACACCUGGCUGGUGGAUGAACUACUUUACUCAGGAUUCUUCAGCUUUUGACAAAGAGGAAAUAGCCAAGAGUGUGUAUUUGUGUCCACCUGGUCCUCAUGCUUUCCUUUUGGUGGUACGGUUGGACAGGUCAUUCACAGAGAUCUACAGGAGGGCCAUUGAGGAGCACAUAGAGCUCAUUAGUAAGGAUGUCUGGAAUCAUUCUAUAGUGCUUUUCACCUUUGGCGACUGGCUUGGCGACAUAACCAUAGAGCAGUACAUUGAAAGCGAAGGUAAGACCCUUCAGUGGCUCGUGGAGAGAUGUGGAAACCACUACCAUGUGGUAAACAACAAAAGCCUCGGGAAUAAGUUCCAGAUCACAGAGUUAUUGAAGAAGAUAGAGGAGAUGACAGCAGGAAGCCACUUUAAUACAGAUGAGAGUCUUUUUAAAGAGAUGAAGAGAAAACGGCAAGUAGAGGAAACCAGGGCGAAGCUGCGGCGUGAAAAUGUGCUGAGGCGAAGAGAAAGCUUGAGAGCUUUUAAGAAUCAAGUGCAGUUGCCCUCAGCUAUACAAGUUCUUCUCAUGGGCUUCAAACACUCUGGCAAGACAUCAUCUGCAAGUUGCAUUCUGGGUAAUAAUGGACAAGAGGCUGACAACCAAAACCCCAUGAGAGGUACUGUUAUACUCAAUAAGACGAAAGUUGACAUCAUGGACACACCAGGCUGGAUAACUGAGUGUCCAGAUAUCGCAGAAUUCAGAAGGCAACUUCUCCAUGACUGGAUUUCUGGCUCAGCCAGUGGGAUCUGCAUCCUCCUGCUGGUUAUCAAUGCCAGUUCCUCUUUUACACCAAGGCACCUGAAAACAGCUGAGGACCAUCUGCAUGCUCUGAGAGGAAAACCAUGGAGCAGCACCAUUGUGUUGUUCACACAUGGAGACUGGCUCGGUGAUGUUAGUGUGGAGCAGUAUAUUGAAAGCGAAGGAGAUGCACUUCAGACACUGGUGGAGAAAUGUGGAAAUAGAUACCAGGUUUUCAACAACAAGAUAAAAGACAAUAGCACUCAGGUUGCAGAACUGAUGCAGAAGAUAGAGGAGAUGGUGUUAGAACAGAUACUAAAUAAGGCAGAAAAUCAAGGAAAUAUUCAACGACCUUUGGUACAUGGCGAAUUGAGGUUCGGUGGAAAGGUACAGAUUGGGGAAGUAGAAAUGACACCUCUUAGAAGCUCUACACAUAUUCAUCGUACUGACAUUCGAGGAGAGUGUCAAAUGAUUGAGAUCUCUGAACAUAUGCUUCCAUCUACAUCCAGUGAUCUAAAAAUUACCACCACAGACUCCAGCCUUUCACCAAAUGAAAAUCAAGCACUGCCCUGCAGAAGUAUCCAGUUAUUAAAUAGGACCUCAUUACCCAGAAACUUUCAUCAAGGAAUAGUAGUGGUGCUCAACACCUCCGAAUGGUUUCAUCCAAAUGAACCAUGGAUUGGUGUGAACAGGACAGACAUGCCUGAAACAGGUUGUCUUGCUGCAUUCCAUGUUCCACCAACUGAGCAGCCAAUGAAUGUACAACAAUUAUUCAGGAACGAAUCACAGGGGGAAAGGGGGCCAUUCCUUCCAUAUUACCACAGGAAUACACCUCACACAGCUCAAACUGCAAAAGAAAGAGCCUUUAUGGAUUUUGUCCAAUCACAGAACUCGCAGAACCUUAUUGACCAAUGGGGUGACAGUAACAUUGAGGAGCUGGAGGCAUUUAUAGAUUCCUAUUUUGAGAUGGUGUGGCAGGAGGCUAUGAACGAGCCUAAAUCCAGCCGCAUGACUCCAGUAAACUGUGAAUGUUCAGGCAUCACUGAGAACGAUCAUGGACAUCUGGCCUCAAUUGAUAGGAAACUGUCAAAGCUUGACAUCCUGGAGGGAAUACAAAGAGACUUGCAGGAGCUGAAGCAAACCAUCAAGCACUGUAGUAGAAUAUUUCAGGAACCGAAGGACAGGACUAAAGAGAUACAUGACCCCAGCCAACCCUCUGAAGCAACUGCGUCAGCAGAAAGUGAGGAAAUGGGUCGAUCAGAUGAAAAGUGAAUGGCACUUUCCAGUACUGAAAUGACAAAAGUAGUAAACAAUAAAAAUGCAAGAUUCUUGGAUUCUUGAAUUCUAAACAUUUUAAUAUAUCUGGUAUCACGCAAUUCUCAUUCAAAUUUAUGAUCUGAAAUUCUCUUAUACAGUAUGCAGACACUGGUGACAGCAGAAAGUAAUAUAUAUCAUAAUCUAGUAGAAGACCUCAAAUAAAAUGUGAAUUUAUAUGACAAAUUGUGUUGUAUCUGUUGUGUUUAAUUUAGCUUUUGAUUUAAUGCUUAAAUUACAAACUUUCAAGUCAUCAAAAUGUUUAUUACAAAAGUUGCACAGUUCUGCAUUUGACAGUGUGUGACAUCUCAACUUUACCUGUAGA